Molecule: messenger RNA, 5179 nt
Organism: Aureococcus anophagefferens
Lineage: Eukaryota; Pelagophyceae; Pelagomonadales; Pelagomonadaceae
Exons: 5
Coding region: 26-5179 (1717 amino acids)
Biological process (GO): fumarate transport; succinate transport
Molecular function (GO): nucleic acid binding; protein binding
Source: RefSeq, a predicted model, not a curated record
GCCUGGAACGUCGAGUUAUUAAGUUAUGGCCUCCCUCGUAGAUGACGCAACCUCUUCGGAGGAGGAAGACACGGCACCCGUGCGCGCGAACUUCGGAUCGCUGCUCAUGGACGACGACUCCGACUCGGAGCACUCCGACGGCCAAGACGCCGCGCCGACGCCGGCGCCCGCGCUCGCGCCGGCGCCCGCGCCCGCGCGCAAGGCGAAGAAGAAAAAGAAAAAGAAGAAGCAGCAGCAGCAGCAGCCGCAGGACGAGGAGGAGGACGACAACGACGACGACGACGAGGCCGCGCUGGCCGCGGCGAUGGAGCGCGCGACCGCGGAGCAGGCCGCGCUCCCCGCGGCCGCCGACCCGAACGCCGUCGCGCCCGGCUACCUCCGCUUCGACUUCGGCCGCGUGGACCCGGAGCGGGAGCUCGCGAGCCGCUUCGGGUCGUCCGGCGGCGACGGCCGGCGGCGGGGCCUGCGCGGCGGCGGCGGCGGCGCGCGGCGGGGCGUCUUCGGCCCGGCCGCGGAGGGCUUCGAGCCCGCGCCGACGUUCGGCAAGGGCGGCCUGCGCUGGGUCGCGGCGGCGCCGCCGGCGCGGGGCCGGCCCGGCGAGGCCUGGCACGCCUUCGAGGCCUCCGACGGCUACGCGGCGGCGUCGCAGGCGCUCGCGGCGCUGGUGGGCGACCCGAACGAGCUCGGCCGCCACGUCGCCAACAACGCGCACCACGCGCCGGCGCUCUGCGCGCUGGCGCGCUUCGUCUGCCGGUUGAACAGGCCCGAGCUCGCGGGGCCCCUGCUCCUGCGGGCCGGCGCGGCCUACGAGGCCGCGAUGGCCGCGAACAGCGAGAAGACGCGCGACGCGGUGAGGCGCGCCGCGAUCCGCGUCGACGCGACGGAGCCCGAGCACGCGCCGCUCUUCGUCGCGCUGCACCGGCGCGCGCGCUGCGCGGCCAUGCGCGGCGCGCCGGAGACGGCCGCGAACCUGUUCCGGCUGCUCCUGUCCUUGGACCCGCGCGGCGACCCCUGCGGCGUGCUGCUGCGGCUGGACGCGGACCUCCUCGCCGCGGAGCAGUACGACGCCGUGCUCGAGCUCCACGGCGCGAACGUGCAGGUCGCGGCGCUGCCGGCGGCCCUCGCGAGCGCCGCGUGCCCGCUCUUCGACGACCCGCCGCGCGCGGCGAAAUCGAAGCCGGCCGGGCGCCUCGCGCCGUCGACGACCGCGCUGCUCCCCGGCCUGUGCCUCAACCGGGGCCUGGCGCUCCUGCGCCUCGACCGGCGGUCCGAGGCCGUCCGGGCCGUCGCGGAGGCGCUGUCCAUGUUCCCGCACCUCCUAGCCUGCGUGCUCGACGCGUGCGGCGUCGACGCGGAUCGCGACCGGUCGACGAACUACGACUUCCGCGAGCUCCUCUGGCACGACCACUUCCGCGCCAAGGCGCGCGACGAGGCGCUGCGGCGGGCCUUCGACGUCGGCGCGCUGCCCGUGGCGCUGGACGCCGCGUGCCUCCGGGGCCGCCACCUCUGGCGCGCGCCGGACGCGCUCCGCCUGCUCCACGACGGCGCCGCGGCGCUCGCGCGGCGCCUCGGCCCGGGCAAGACGUCGGCGAAGACCCUCGCCGUCGUCGACACGGCCUGGGCGACGUCCGCGCUGGCGAAGUACGCGGCCGUCCCCGUCGAGGAGUUCGCGGACGGCUUCCCGCAGCUGGGGCCCGAGGCCGCGGAGGGCUUCGACGAGGCCAACCUCUCGCCCGACGCGGCCCGCGAGGCCGCGCGCCAGGCCCAGGGGCCCGUGCGCCUCGCGCGCGGCCAGCGCGGCGCCGUGACGCUCGAGGACCUCCUCGACCGGCUCCCGCCGGAGCUCCGCGCGGACUUCGCCGCGCGGCUCGACGCGGGCGUCGCGCCCGAGGACGUCCAGGACGCGCUCCUGGCGCUGAUGGCGCAGCAGCCGAUGGGCCGCCGCCGGUCCGAGGAGGACAGCAUCGCGGCGCUCGAGUUCGCGUUCUGCAACUUCGAGAACGACGACGAGGCGCCGCGGCGGCCGUCGAAGCGCCGGUCGAAGCGGCGGCGCGAGCGGGAGAAGGACAAGAUCGCCGCCAAGUACCUCGACGCCAACGAGAGCCUCGGCGCUCCGGACACGUUCUCCCACCCGAACCCGCUCGCCGACGACGAGCGCAAGGAGGACCCGCAGACCCUGAGCCGGUUAUCGUCGUCGUCGUCCGUGUCGAGCCUCGGCGAGGAGGCGACGCGCGUCCGCGGCCGGCGCGCGCCCGCGUGCUUCGCCGCCGCGGCCUCGGGCCUCUUCGCGGUCGCGUGCUACGCCGCGCUCGCCGCGCCGCCGGACGGCGCGACCGUUGUCGGGGCCUGGGCGGCGCCGCGGACCCUCGGCGGCGACGUCGUCGCCGUCGCGGACGGCGGCGACCUCGAGGCGCUCCAGUGGCGCUACGAGGGCUGGGACGGCGCGGCCUACGCGACGAAGACGUCCGCGCCGCUCGCGCUCGCCGCCUGCGGCCUGCGGCCCUACGGCUGCGUGGGGUCCUUCUCGCUCGGCGGGGCCUACGGCGACGCCAUCUUCGACUUCGUGGAGAUCUCCGCGAAGGCGAGCGCGGGCGUCAUGGACGUCGCCGUCCGCGAGCGCCGCGACGCGGGCGACGACACGACGCGCUCGCUCCGCGUCGACUACGGCGCCCUGCCGGCCCUAGUCACGGCGGAGGUCGAGCUCUCGCUCGCGGAGUCGGAGGAGCGGCGCCCGUUCCUGCGGCGGCGGCGGGCGACGCGCGCGGUUCGCUACGCGGGGUCGCGGACGCGGCUCCAGGACCCGGACGCGGCCCGCGGCGCGAGGCUCGUGCUGCGCGCCAGCGGCGCCGUGGUGCGCGAGGAAUCGCGGCCCCUCGCGCUCUCGAUCCUCGCGGACCUCGGCGGCGCGCUCGCGGUCGUCGCCGCCGGGAUCGCGCUGCUCGCGGUCGCGCUCGCCGCGGCGCGUUCUUUGGCGCGCGCGCUCCGCCGCCGCCGCGGCGGCGCGGCGCCGGCGCCGGAUGUCAUCGACGCGCCCUUCGCACGAACGAUGGUCAAGUCGAACAAAAAAAAAUCGUCGAAGAAGCGCUCCAAGGCGAAGAGCAAGAAGCAGGCCAUGCGGAGCGCGACGUUCGCGGCGAAGAAGCUCAUCGACAGCGCCAUCGCCGCGGGCGUGCGCGCCCAGGCCGAGGACGCGGCGGACGAGGGCGACGAGAGCAUGGAGCAGGUGCUGCGGAACAAGAAGAAGUCCGUGCGGCGCGCCGCCGCCGCCGCCGCGCGGCUCUUCGAGAUGGCGCUCGCCGAGGACACCGAGGGCGCGCGCGCGCCCGCCGACGCCGACGACGCCGACGGCGAUGAGGACGACGGCGACGGCGACGACGACGCCGAGGGCGAGGACGCCAUGGACGCCGACGACCCGCUGACGUCCAUGGCCGCGCAGGGCUCCGCGUUCGCCGCCGCGGCGAUCGAGCGCGCGCUCAAGACCGCGCGCGUCGAGGCCCAGGCGACGGCGCUCCUCGAGGGCAUGGACGUGUCGCGGCGCGACGAGCCGGCGCCGGCGCCGAGCGCCGAGCCCCCCGUCUACCUCGAGGACGCGUUCCGGUCCGCCGGCUACGAGUUCGUCGACGACUCGCCGGACGCGUGGGCCGAGUUCUGGGCCGACGCGCCGGACGUCGUCGCCAUCGACGCCGAGGGCACGCACUUCACGCCGCCGCUGCUCCUGCAGAUCUGCGCCCGGGGCCCGCGGAGGCGCGUGCUGCUCGUCGCGCCGACGGGCGACGCGCUCGGCGGCGACGUCGCGCGGCUCCUCGGCGACGCCUCGAUCACCAAGGUCUUCUUCGGCCCCCCGAGCCGCGAGCACCUCGGCGCGGCCAUCGCCAACGCCGUCGACGCCCAGGCCUUCGAGGUCGCCGCGACGGGCUACGUCGGCAAGCAGCGGGGCCUGGCGGCCGUCGCGGGCGACGCGCUCCGGCGCGCGCCCUUCGCGAAGCGCAAGGACCUCCAGCGGUCCUUCGGCUUCUACCGGUCGCGGCCCCAGUUCGGCCUCUCCCACAGCCGCCACUGGCUCUCGCCGGAGCAGCGCGCCUACGCCGCCGCCGACGCCUGGGCCACGCUCGCGCUCUACGAGUCGCUCGCGGCCGAGGGCCACGCGCCGGCCCGCGAGGACGCGCCCGCGACGGCGCCGCGCGGCGCGAGCCGGUCCCCGCCCAAGCCGCCCAAGCCCACCAAGGCCGCGGGGCUGCGGGAGCUCGCGCGCGCGCGCGCCGCGAGCCGCAUGGGCGGAAAGAACAAGCGCGGCUUCGUCGACGGCUUCGCCGCCGGCGUCGUCAAGCUCUCCAGCACGAUGCCGCUGGACACGAUCAAGGUGCAGAUGCAGCUCCGCAAGUCCGUCGACGCCGACUACCGGACCAUGGGCUCGUCGGCGCGGGCCAUCGUGCGCGGCCACGGCAUCGCGGGCCUCUACACGGGCCUCGGCGCGUCGCUGCUCAACCAGGGCGGCAAGACGGGCGUCCAGUUCGCGGCCUACCAGUUCUGGCGCGAGUCGCUCGGGCCUCUGGGUUUGGAAGCCGGCGGGCUGGCCUUCUGCGCGGGCGCGUCCGCGGCGCCGGACGGCGGCGAUUCACGCGCGCUCGCGGGCUUGACGGAGGCGUUCUGCUGGACGACGCCCAUCGAGCGCAUCAAGACGCUCCGCCAGGCCGAGCUCAACGCCGCGGCGCCGCGCGUCGACGCGUCGUCGCCGCUCGUGCGGGUCGCGCUCGUCCACGGCCGCAUCGUCGCGAACGAGUUCCCGCUGGGCCUCUGGCGCGGCACGGCGCCGACGAUGGCGCGCCAGGCCAGCGGCCUCGCCGUGCGCUUCCUGACCUACGACCUCGCCAAGGACGAGCUCCGCCGCUCCUCCGGCGCGCCGCGGCCCUGGCACAGCGUCCUCGCCGGCGCGUUCUCGGGAGCGGCGUCCGCGGUCGUCAACCACCCCGUCGACGUCGUCAAGAGCCGCAUGCAGGCCGAGGCGAGCCGCGCCGGCGGGCGCCGGCCGAACAGCGUCGCCUACGCGGCGCAGCUGCUCCGCUCCGGCGGCGCCGCGGUCUUCGCGCACGGCCUCGCGCCGCGCGUGCUCAAGAUCAUGUCCGGCCAGGCCAUCGUCUUCGGCGUCUACGAGAACCUCCGGACCGUCCUAGCGAACUAG